Messenger RNA from Vigna angularis (adzuki bean), 836 nucleotides. RefSeq lists its product as uncharacterized. NCBI's taxonomy places the organism in Eukaryota, Viridiplantae, Streptophyta, Magnoliopsida, Fabales, Fabaceae. Gene Ontology annotation, biological process: translation. Gene Ontology annotation, cellular component: ribosome. Gene Ontology annotation, molecular function: 5S rRNA binding; structural constituent of ribosome. The transcript is spliced from 2 exons. Bases 1 to 741 code for a protein of 246 amino acids. The record is from RefSeq and is a predicted model, not a curated record.
AUGCGUGUAGGUGAGGUGACGGAAUGGAGACGGAAGCGCAAGCACAAAGUCCGUGACCGUUACCUGCCGUUUGUUCCGUUGUCUGUUUCGAAGCAUGCAGCAGGGUUGGCUGGGGUUGCCACAGCACAAGCCACGAGAGCCCAUCGCGGCAGCCUCGGUGGCGGCAGUUUCCGCCUCUGUGGUGGCGGCGACUAUGGACGGAGAAGGGAGAGAACUUCCUGCGUACGACGAGCGACGAAGGAGGAGAGAUUUUGCCUCGACUGGCGACGACUCCAGUGGCUCGCGGCUGCCAGUCGGGUGGAGGUUUGGACGUGCGAUGAAGACGAACCCCUCCCUGGGUUGCCGGUGUCGGAGAGAGCAGACGGGAUCGGAGAAGCAGUGGCACGGUGGCUGGAGUUGACGAAGCAGUGGCGUGGAAGAGGCGCGGUGGCCGGUUUCGCCCAAGUCACCAACACCACCACCUCCUCCAUAAUAGCCAUGGCCUCCUCGUCGGAGCAAGAAUUCGCAGCUCACUACCGUGCACAACUCAACCGGUUCCCCAGAUCCCAGCGAUACUGGGACGGUAAAGUGGCCUCUCGCGUCGGGGAGAAGCUAGGGUUCCGCUUCAGAGAAAUCGGUGUCACCACCGUGCAAAUCGAUCCUAGCGAGGAACAAUCCCGUCCACCACACUACCGCGUCAUGGUCUCUCCCUUGUUCCAUUCCAUCAAAAACGCCGGCGUCCACGUUUCUGGCGUUCACUGAUUAAUUUACCCCAAAUUGUGAGUUUCAAUUUUGAGGGUUUUUCAUUGUUGAGCCAAUUCUUCAGCACACACAAUAAAAUUUUGACUCUGAGUUAC